AAACGACAGUCGCCACUCGACGCCCGCAACGUUCGGAACGGGAGCUCCGUGCUAUCUCGUACCAACUAAAUAUAAACGACCCUUUUUCAAAAACGCGAGUGAAAGAGAUAGAAAGAAACAGUUUCGACCUUCCUACACGUUUUAUUUUCUUUCUUUUUAUAUUGUUAUUUAACAUUCUAACGUGUCCACGCAUACUUUUUGCUCUUUUCGUAUCUGUUUUCUUUUGCGUUUCUUCACAUUCACGUUUAUUUAUUAAUCGUGAUCGUUAAUUCUUUGUUGUUCUUUUUUUGUUCUUUUUUUUUAUUAUUAUUAUUAUUAUCGUUCUUUCUUUUUUACGUGUGCAAUCUUAUAUAUUUUUUGUGACAAUUUGCCAAUAUAUAUAUAUAUAUAUACACACACACAUACACAUAUAUAUAUAUAUAUAUUUGUAAGAGUGCGAAAAGGGUGAGAUAUUCGUAGAGAUAAUUAAAAGGGGGUUUGAUCAACAUACUCGUGGCCGGUCCGCUACACGCGGGAAACCGGUAGAGAAACUUCGAAAGAGAAGAAGAGAAAGAGAGGGAAAGAGGAAGUCGGCGACUCGAUAUCAAGCAAACAGCAAACGACAACGACAGAAAAGAAAAAGAGUAAAAAGCGGAAGAAAAGAAAGAGGAGGAAGAGAAGGAAGAAGAAGAGGAGGAGGAGGAGGAGGGGGGGGAGGAAGAGGAAUAGAAAGAACACGUCGAUUUGGAAACAGGUGUAGGUCAGUCGAAGUCCGGGGCAAAGUGGCGGAAAUUUGUGGAGUAAUUGAACGUGAUAAAGGAGGAGAGGAAGAGCAUCCUCGUAAAACGCAACUUAUCUUUCGACGUAUCACGCGAUCCCGAAUGAUAAUUCCAAUGCGACGAGCGUCAAGAGGAAGGUGACGAGGUUGGGUCACAUACGAGAGUCGAAUAAGAUCAAGCAAAGAUACUUGAGCUUGGUGGGACAUCGGAGGACGAUGAUGAUGUUACGAUCGUUUUUAUUUAUUCUCUUCCUCGUUGUAAGGCAUUGUGAAUUGGCACCGAUGAGAGCCAAGGACUUGGCUCUAAACGAUGAGAUACCAUCGUCGUCGUCGUCGUCAUCGUCGUCAUCGUCGUCAUCGUCAUCAUCAUCAUCAUCAUCAUCAUCAUCAUCAUCAUCAUUGUUGUCCUCCUCGAUGCCAACGUCAAGAAAAGGAUCUCGAGGCUCAUCUUCGCCAAGCGAAUUAACCUGGGAAGCUUGGUUAUUGGUCGAUGCACAAGCCGGUGAUCACGCUGGCUUAGACUCGGCCAACAUUUUACGAAAAAUCACUCCGAAGAGUAUUUUCUUCGCUCCGACUCGCAUCGAAUGCGCCGAAGGCUAUCGUGCUGAUACCAUGGACAGAUGCGUAAAAGAUGUCAAAAUUGAUCACGAAGCGCAAUUCGAUUUCCUCUUGAAACGCGUCAGUGCUAUGUACUUGCAACGAUUUGGUGCUAAUACUCAGGAUCAAAAGACGAAGGAUCAGAAACACUCUUCUGGUCCACUUCAAUUAAGCAUUCCCUUGCUCGGUGCACCGAUAGCUGCCUCUCCUGUUGAGACUCAACAGAUAACGAAGAACGAGGAUGAAGGGACGAAUGAACCCCCGAAGGAGACGGUUACCGUUUACGAAGCUAAGAACGAGACGACAACGGAAGAAGAAGAAGUAGAAGGAGAAGAAGAAGAAGUAGAAGUAGAACAAGAAGAAGAAUCAAAAGAGGAAGAUAAGAAAAUAAUUUUUCUCGGAAAUACCAGUAGCAAUACCUUUGUCGAUAAAAACGAUUCUCCUAACGAAUCUUUGAAAUCCGAAGGUAUCGUUCCCGUUGCUGAAUUCGUGGACGAGACAAAUGGUAGUAGCUUUUCAGAGAUUGUAGAUUACAAAAUACCGAUCGAUCUAAAAAACAUUUUAAAUGUCACGAACGCGAAGAAAAAAAGCAACGGGAGUGAGAUCGUUGAGGAUCCGAGAAUGAAAGAAAUAUUUUCGAUGAACGUUACGAGUAUGUCACCAACGCUGGUUUUCGUUUUGACACCGACGAAACAGCCUCAAACCGAAUCAUCCGCUUCUUCGGAGAAUCCACCGGAUGAUCCUCCGGAGGAUUCCUCGAAUGUUACCACAGAUCUCGUGAUCGUUCGAAUGACCGAAUCAAUGAAAAAUUCAAGCAAUCAAGAGAUCGACGUAGGAAGCGAGUCGAACUCGAUGGUGCCACCCCUGAGACAAUUUUCCGAGAUCCCAUUAAUCAUUGAGGAUAAAAUCGAGAAUAAUGGUAGUAGUUCGGAGACUUCUGGGAUGAAAAUAAACGAUGGGGAAGAACAGGAAACGACGUACGAGGAUGAACCAGUUGAGGAAGACAUCGACGAGGAUGACGAUGAAUACGUUGACAAUACCGAUACACCAGAGGAAGAAUUCACCGAACUCGAAGGUGAGAUUUUGAAACACGGCGAAGCCGGGAUCACUAUACCUGUAAAGAAUUUGGAUAGAUUACAUUUGGAGGAGGAACAUCGAGAAAGAACUGAGGAAUCGGUUGUUAAAAAAAAAAACGAGAACGAUACAUUUGACUCCUCCCGAGAUGAAAUUUCUAUUCGAUUCAAUCAUACCAUCUUUAAUAUGGACGAGCCUGAUAGCAACAUAUCCAGUGAGGCAACUAUCAAGGAUGAUGUCAUUAUAGAGACAACGUUGUUGAACGUUGAUCCCAUGAAACUUUCGAACGAUAGUAAAUCUCCUUUUAGAAACGAUAGUUCGGAAAACGACGAGGAUGAGCGUUUUAACGAACAUUUUGAGUCAGAAAAAACUCAAGAUGCAAGAUCAAAGAUAUUAUUCCCGAAGGGAAAGGUUCGUACGACGAUAUCAACGAGUACGGAAGAAAAUGGUAAAUUGGAGGAUCAGGUAAGUAAGACAAGGUCCGAUGAGAAAGAAAAGAAUCCAACGGAUUUGAGGAACGUCGAGCUCGUUGCUGAACCCUCAUCCUCGGAGUCUCUUUUAUACGAUCCUCGGUCUGGUGAUCGUUAUACGGGAGAAUCGAUAGUCGAAUUGGGGGAUUCAAAAAAAACUACUACUAACAGACCUAACACUCGAAAUCUCUUAGAUCUCGAAGGUUCGUCGAGUUUCGUAAGAUCGGCACAAAGUUACGUAAAAUUUCCUUCAGACGAGAUCAAUAGUAUACACAAUCAGGAUUACAAAGAACGAGGGCAACAUCUUUACGACGAAGGACUCUACGCUAGCACUAGCACGAAAAGUAGCGUACCGGUUCAUCAGAAAUCAUCUUACCCUAGAACACCAACCGGCUGGAGAAUAGAUCGUCAACAACAGCCAGAUCAUGAAAGAAAUCGUUCGGUCGUUGUUCAAAGACAAAAACCAAGGCAACCAAUGUAUCUGUCUCGAACGAAGGCACCUCUGACGAGGAACUCUCCUAGUCUAUAUUCCAUCAGUCAACCUCCUCGUAGUGCUACGAUCAUGGAUAGAGGUUAUAGAAAUACUUAUGUCCAAGUAUCACCCUUUCAUAGGGUUGGAUACUAAAAUCCAUAUCGGAAGAAUAAUUCGCCUGAUUAAGCGAAGAAGAUGAUAUUGAUGAUCUUCGCGUGAGGGCUAUCAAUGACGUCGCUCUCCGCUGAAAAUGAAAUUCCCUGAGAAACGAGCCAACGACUCGAUGUUGUCGAUUUUGAAAAAGGUCGAUAGACGCUCUUGGAACUGUGCCAAAUAAAAUCAAGGUUCAAAAGGAGUUAAGCUAUCGCUCGCUAAGAACGUGUGAUACGCGAUCGGGAACGCUUGCUGUUUGGCAUACUUAUAUUAUUUCUUAUAUCCGAAUCGAACAAUCUCUAACGAUUCGAACGAUUUUGAAAGAAAGAAAAAGAAAAGAAAAAAGGAAAAAAGAAAAAGCUCGAACUCGAAAAGAUACGUACCUAUGGAAAAAUCGAUCGAGCUUCUUUUUCUUUUCUUUUCUUUUCUUGUUUUUUCCUUUGUUCCUUUUUUCCUUUUCUAUCCUUGUGACGAAACGACAAAACACACAUGCGUUCGUUUAUUCUUUUAUACGAUCCAACGAUCCCAAAGAUUUUUAAUAUUCGUUGGAAGUUAAUAUCUCGAAAAUACUUUUUCCAUUUAGUUAGCAACUUUUCAAAUGAUGUCAGCGUCGGACAGAUCCAUGAUAAUAAAGUUCGAGAUCAAUCGUUUGCUUCAACGAGAAAAUUGAUGUUCUCUGACGCUUUACAGAGGAGAAAGUAUAUUGCAAAUAGCCGUAGAGAGAUUAUAUCAUUGGUGCGAUCGUUAUUAUAACGUUUUGCCGAACGAUAAAGAGAAACACAAGAGAAGAUUAUUGCAAGUUCGAUGGUGAUAUCGUCGACGAGGUUUCGCGUGUUUUCAAACAACGGAACAAGGAAUUGUUGAGCUCGUUCGACAGAUUAAGGACGAUCUUAUUAAAAUUUCCACCAUAACGAAGUCGUAGAAUUAUCGCUAUUAGUGAGAUACAAUUUUCGAAAGUGAAAGUCUUCAUGAUCGAUAAGAUCGCGAUUCGUUCCGAUUGACUUUCACGGUACAGCGUACACACUGCAAAAUUAUUAGAAAUUAGUAACAACUUUGAUACAAUCGAUUCAUAUUUCUAAUAUACGAAGAAAAAAUAUAUAUAUACAUAUAUGUAUAUGUGUGUGUGUGUGUAUAUAUAUAUAAAUUUAGUGAGAGAAACCGUCGAAUUUUAAAUAAUGUAAUCGAUCGUGAGAAGAAAAAAAAAGAGAUUAACACGAGUUCGGGUAGUUCGUAUUUAUUUAACCUUCGUAACAUUGCAUUCAUAUGUACAUAUCUACAAAUUUUUGCUUACAGAUCGAUCGAACGUCCUCGACUCGUAACACGUGUUUAUUAUUAUUUGAUUAUUGCGAAGGUUAUACCGUUUUUGUUUAGUUUUGUUUGUUUAAUAAUAUAAUAUAUAAUGAAAUAUUCGUUCUCUACGGCUCGAGAUAAUAUGAAAUGAAGUUAACCAUAAUUAAUUCCUGUGAAAGAAUGGAUCACACUUGAAUAUCCUAUUAUCUCAUACGUAUAUAAAUACUGAGCAAUGUUUUAUCAAAAAUAAAUCAUUCUUCUUAUAUCGAUACAUCGAUCAUACGAUUGCGAAUCAAAUAUAAACACACAUAUGAUGACUCGAACUCGUGAAACUGUCGGCCUAACGUAUUUAUGUAUUCAAAAUUGGGCUCUGCAGUUGUAUGUACGCACGCACACGAACGCAUACUCGCCUCACGCUAUAAACGAUAAAACCAUGCUAUCUAUACAUGUUUAUUGUUGCAUCAAAUUCAACGUACUCGUAAUAUCAUCGUUUUGUACUACUUUACGAUAUAAGGAGGUCGAUUUCACAGAAAAAUUGUACAGCCAAAAUUACGUAUCCAUAUCCUCUGAAUGUUUUCGAUGUGAAAGAUAUUCAACGGUUCUUCUUAAUAGUAUUUACAAAUUUAGACUCGGAAUCAGUCAUUAAAUUGACGGUCUUCGACGUCGCUAUGCCUUGUCCUGUUACACUGGUAUUACUAUUCUUUAGUGUUAUACGAUACACGUACAUUGUUUUUUUUUACAAAGAAACACACACGAUACAGUUAGUCCUAUACGAGACACGUACGACCAGUGGAAAUUAAUAUUAGACUUUACUUUUAAUAAUGUUCAACGUGUAUGGCUAUGUCUCUUUUUACGUGUGAUAUCACGUAUGAUAAAACAAAUUUGACACUCGACAGUGUGGUCGGUAACAUUAUUGCUCUAUGUAUGUUUCAAUGUGGUGUGUAAUGUUUCUUAUCUAUUAUAUGCCAAUUUAUGUAAAUAUUAACUUUAUUAAGAGAAUUGUGUAUAUAUAUGGUAUUAAUAAUGAACAAACAAAACACUGUCAUAAUACGUAUUAAUUGUAAUUGUAUCGAACAAUUAUUGUAUUAUUUAUGGCUAAAUAUAACAAUGUAUAUUACA
Molecule: messenger RNA, 5932 nt
Organism: Vespula vulgaris
Lineage: Eukaryota; Metazoa; Arthropoda; Insecta; Hymenoptera; Vespidae
Exons: 3
Coding region: 974-3523 (849 amino acids)
Source: RefSeq, a predicted model, not a curated record